This is a messenger RNA of Salvia hispanica, 1482 nucleotides long. RefSeq names its product Integrin-linked protein kinase family. Gene Ontology annotation, molecular function: protein binding; ATP binding; protein serine/threonine kinase activity. Gene Ontology annotation, biological process: protein phosphorylation. Lineage: Eukaryota; Viridiplantae; Streptophyta; Magnoliopsida; Lamiales; Lamiaceae. The record is from RefSeq and is a predicted model, not a curated record.
UUUUCUCCCACCGCCGUCAAUUUCAGAGACAUCGACAACCGCAGCGCCCUGCACGUCGCCGCCUGCCAGGGGCGGACGAACGUCGUCGACUUGCUCCUCCGCCGCGGCGCCGAAGUCGACGUCGAGGAUCGCUGGGGCAGCACGCCCCUUGCAGAUGCAAUUUACUACAAAAACAAUGACAUUAUAAAGCUUUUGGAGGCAAAUGGUGCAAAACCUCCGAUGGCUCCCAUGCAUGUUGAAAACGACCGUGAGGUUCCUGAAUAUGAAAUUGAUCCAAAAGAGAUAGACUUCACCAACAGCGUGGAAAUAACUAAGGGAACAUUUUGCAUUGCCUCAUGGCGUGGUAUUCAGGUUGCUGUUAAGAAAUUUGCUGAGGAAUUUUUCAUUGAUGAAGAGAAAGUAAAUGCAUUCAGGGAUGAGCUUGCUCUACUUCAAAAGAUACGCCACCCGAAUGUCGUCCAGUUUCUUGGUGCUGUGACUCAAUGUACUCCAAUGAUGAUUGUUACCGAAUAUCUCCCAAAGGGGGAUUUGUGUGCAUACCUGAAAAGAAAACAUGCUUUAAAGUUGAAAACCACUAUCAAGUUUGCCUUGGAUAUUGCGAGAGGAAUGAACUACUUGCAUGAGAAUAAGCCUGAAGCCAUAAUACAUCGAGAUCUUGAACCGUCAAACGUAUUGCGGGAUGAUUCUGGUCAUCUCAAAGUUGCUGACUUUGGGCUAAGCAAGCUGAUGAAAGUUACCAAAACAGUCAAAGAAGACAAACAUGUGUCUUGGCAACAGACGUCUUGGCGAUACAUGGCUCCUGAAGUUUUCAGAAAUGAGGAAUAUGAUACUAAGGUGGAUGUGUUUUCAUUUGCAUUGAUAUUACAAGAGAUGAUUGAGGGUCAUCCACCGUUUCCUAAAAGGAAUGACAUUGAAGUUGCUAAAGCAUAUGCUGCCAAUGAGCGCCCACCUUUUGACGCUCCAAUUAAACAUUAUGCUUAUGGACUGCGACGAUUAAUAGAAGAUUGUUGGCACGACCAGCCAUCAAAAAGACCAACUUUCAAGGAAAUAAUUGUGAAGUUGGAUGCAACAAACAAAACUCUCGUAAAGAAAAGACGGUGGAAGAGAAAAGCAGUGAAUAUUCUCCGUAAAUUCGAGUCAGUCUUGAAGUUGAAUCAUUCUACAUCUUCUUCCCGGAGUAAUCCUUCUGGCUCAACAGUUAGAUGAGUGAUUAAUUUCUUUGAAGACGACGACCAAGAAAAUGGGAAAAAAGAACAAUAAAAUGCUAAUAGCUGACCAUUUCUGAGGUUUUGCAAAUUUGCCUCCUAUUUUUUGUUGCUUCCUUAGCACUACUUGCUAGCAAAAGUUUCUGUAAAUGCAGAAUUUUUUCCUUUCCUUUUUUGUAGAGCUGUUUCUUUGUGUUCUUCUCAUUCCUUUAUUUUUGGAGAGGAUAUUGCUUUUAUCAUGCAUAAAAAUAUUACUCAAAUCUUUUUCUUGCACAAA